UGCGAUCCUAAAACCUUGCAGAGCAGGAAACCUGGUUUAAACUUCAUCAAGAUGAAUCUAUUAGUGGUACUUGCAGCGGUAGUUGUCGGCGCCUUGGCUUCGCCCAUAAAGAGAGGGCACUGGGAUGACGCAUAUGGCGCUGACAACGAAGACGUAGCGGCACUCAGCGAGGAUGAUUUCCAGAAAUACAGAUUGCUUCUGCUGAAAGAUCUUGGAGGUCUUGACUAUCUCGUUUCUAGCCUUCUUAAUCCCAAACUUAAAGAAGAACUACAGAAGGCCUACGGACAUGUAGUCUUCAUGUCUAUUCAUGGGUUAAUGAGUCUUGCUGAUUCUGCUGAAAAGGAUGCAGAUCCAGAGAGCAAACCGCAAGCAAAAGAAUGUGAUGACAAAUCCAAUUUACCUACGACUAUGGAAGAAUGUAAAAGGUCGUUUGGUUAUAUGCUUUGGGGAAUUAGAGAGAAUAUCAGAGAAGCUGUUGCAGUUCUGUACGAUGACAAGGAAUCAAGGCAAGAAAAGCUUAAAGCGGUGAAGGGAUUUGUGGACAAAAUUGCUGGCAAGGGACCUUGUGUCCUCGGUUUAGCAGAUCAUUGCUAUGUGAAAAAAGAAGUUUCCAGAGAGCUGAGUGGUGAAGAAGCUAUUGAGGAGAAAGCAAAACGUUUGUUAGACACAUUUCUGUCUGGAUACAAGCGCGGAGAAGGGAAAGAGGCCUAUUAGAUAGACUAUUCUCUUUUGAAGGGGUUGCAGGCACAUUCGGAUAGACAUUGGAGAAAAGCGAAUAAGACAACACCGAACCAUUUAUGGAAGAUAUAAAUGAAUGAAACCCUUUUUUGCCCGAGAAACCGACCGAUCUGUCCAUGGACUUUCCUUGUCAUAACAUAUCUUGUUUUAAGAACAGUUUUAAAUGAAUAGCUUUUUAAAAAUUAUUUCGAUUUUUUCUUAAUUGCUGUGAAAUAAACAUUUAUCUGCAAUCUCAA
This is a messenger RNA of Saccostrea echinata, 974 nucleotides long. RefSeq lists its product as uncharacterized. The record is from RefSeq and is a predicted model, not a curated record. Bases 52 to 714 code for a protein of 220 amino acids. NCBI's taxonomy places the organism in Eukaryota, Metazoa, Mollusca, Bivalvia, Ostreida, Ostreidae. The transcript has 10 exons.